AUGUUAUCACUGAUAGCUUACUGUAUUACUGAUGAAUUAAUACCUAAAAUGAAAAACCUUUUCAUAAAUGCAGGUUUGUUUGGAGUUGACCUGUGUAAAGUAUCAAAAGAAAAGAUACCAGAGGCAAUUGGAGUAUUGUCAGGAUGUGUUUUUUUAGUGACUAUAUUUUUAUUUAUUCCAAUUGUGUUUGGAAAUGGACUUAUGGACAGGGGAAAAUUUCCUCAUAACGAGUUUGCAGAGUUGCUGGCAGCUUUACUGUCAAUAUGUUGCAUGUUACUUCUGGGAUUUGCAGAUGAUGUAUUAAAUCUAAAAUGGAGAUACAAGUUAUUGCUUCCAACCAUAGCAUCACUACCUUUACUUGUUGUUUAUUAUGUAAAUUUCAAUUCAACUACAUUUAUUGUACCAAUACCAUUAAGACAGUUUUUUGGAGCUUCUAUUAAUAUUGGAUUCCUAUAUUAUAUUUAUAUGGGAAUGUUGGCAGUUUUCUGUACCAAUGCCAUAAACAUUUUGGCUGGUAUUAAUGGUCUUGAAGUUGGUCAAUCUGUUAUUAUAGCUAUAUCUAUAAUUAUUUUUGAUAUAAUUGAGUUGAGAGGUGAUCAAUUUAAAGCACAUAGUUUUUCAUUACAUAUUAUGAUCCCUUAUUUAACAACUACAUUGGCAUUAUUAAAACACAAUUGGUAUCCAUCUAAAGUCUUUGUUGGAGAUACUUUUUGCUAUGUAUCGGGUAUGACAUUUGCUGUUGUUGCUAUCCUCAGCCAUUUCAGUAAAACUGUAUUGUUAUUUUUCCUACCUCAAAUAAUUAAUUUUAUAUAUUCCAUACCCCAACUCUUCCAUAUCAUACCUUGCCCUAGACACAGGCUGCCAAAAUACAGUGCUGAAACUAAUUUACUUUAUCCCAAAUGUGUUGCAUAUUGUAUUCUAAGUAAUAAAAGACCUAAAAGAAUAAGA
This is a messenger RNA of Brenthis ino (lesser marbled fritillary), 948 nucleotides long. The record is from the annotation of a GenBank genome assembly. NCBI's taxonomy places the organism in Eukaryota, Metazoa, Arthropoda, Insecta, Lepidoptera, Nymphalidae.